CCACUCUUCACUGCAAGGUGAAGAACUCCCAAGCUUCUGCAGGUCUCCAAAAGUUUUUCAGUAUGCUGGAAAAGCCCCCGAAGGAGGAGGGCAGCUGGGCUGAGACCGCUGCAGGACCAACGUGGGGAGCAGCUGGGGUGAAGCUGAGAAAGUUGGGAGCGGAGUGCUGCCUGGGCACACGCUCAUCAUCACAUCGCAAAGAGCUGCAGGGACACCUGGUGGCACCUUCCGAAGUAGCAUUUUAGGAGCAGAGGAGAUGCUGAAAUAGCACACUGUGUGAAGGGGCACGAGUUGUGCUUGUGAGGAUGCUGAGGCUGAGGCCUGCAGAGUCAUCUCAGUGGGCAGCCCCCAGCUGGGGCAGACGGGUGGGUUUAGCUCUUACAGCUCCCAUUCACCCUGUGGGAUGUGGGGUGCCCACACCCCACAUAGUGGAGUCAAGGGGAGGCUCUGGGGCAGCGCUCAGUGUCCCCAGCUGGGUGCUGGGUGCAGGUUGGGGCUGGGCAUUUCCAGCCAAGAGUGAUUGCAUGGGGGUGGUGCAGGGCUCAGCAAGAGGCAGCUGGAGGGAUGGAGGUGCACCUGUACUCAGGCCCUGAAUGUUGUCCCCAUCCCUGUGCCACUCUGUGCCUUAUGGACCAAUAUGGUCCCCAUUGGAACCUAGCGCUCACAGGCACAAUAGAACUGAGCCAGGGAAUGUCCCAGGAACUCUGUGACAUCAGGCGGAAUUGUGGCACCAGGCAGUGAGCUUAGGGACAGCCGUGCUCUGUCUGGGUAUGCCUGAGGCUACCAGGGCAAUCAAUUGACCAGAGAAUAAGCCAGUAAGGUGGGGUCACUGGAGAGACAUGACCUGGGUGCCAGCACAGCCCCACAGUGCUUCUGUUCACACCAGAGCCAGCCAAGGAGGGGACGGAGCCCAACAAGCCAUUGAAGUCCUACAGCUUCAUGGCCACCGAGCAGCAGCAGCUGUCACAGCGUGGCUUGGAAGAAGCUGCCAGCUCCAGAGACAUGGUGGUCCCCAUGAAGUCCUCCACACCAAGCAGGACCUCUAUGUCCAGUAGAGCCUCCAUGUCCAGUAGAGCCUCCAAAUCCAGCAGGACCUCUGUGUCCAGCAGGAUUUCUGUAUCCAGCAGGACCUCCACAUCCAGCAGGACCUCCAUGUCCAGCAGGACCUCCAGGAAGUCUAUCCAGCAGUGCAUGAUCCUGAUGGCUGAGACCUACCCACCCAGGCAGGAGGUGCGCAGGACAGGCAUGCCAAAAGUGGAUAAAGCAGCUCAGACCCCCCGGUCCUUUGAUGCAUCACUCAACCAACGGCGCCCUCGGCUUAAAAAGAAAAGUAAAAGCAAAGAUGUGAGCAGCGACCAGGAUCAGCUGCGAGCCUCGAGGGACAGCAGUGCCACAGAGAUCAUCCCCCAGGCAGUGGGGCACAGGACUCCCAGCCCCCCCGAGGUCACACCCCAGCACAGGAGGAGCGAGGUCUCAUCCAACACAUGCAUGGAUCCUGAUGAGGAAGGGUGGGAGGACCAGGCUGUGCUGGAGGUGGAAGGGGAUGAGGCUGAUGUCCACAGCCGGGGCACUGUCAUGGGGGACAGCCAGGGGAUCAGCCCCCCAGAGGAGGAAAUGCAGGAGGGGCUGAAACACACCCAGGCACACGAAGGCAGAGAGGUGAAUCCAAGACCAUUUCUGAAGGGUGAUGGAAGCUUUCAUAAGGAAGGAAAGCAGGUCAAUGGUGGAGAGCUGAAGUCUCACCCAGCCCCUAUGGAAAAGCAUUUACCGGACCUUAAUCGCCAGGAGGCACUGGGGGAUGUGGCUGUGGAUGGGGAUGCAGCCAGCAGCCAGGACCCCGACUCCAGAGUGGGCACCAGGGAGAUCUCCUCAGCCAGUGAGGAGCUGCAGCAGAUCCUCAGACACAUCACAGAGGACACAGACACCAUGGAUAGUCAGGGCUCUGACCCUGCAGAGGAGCUGGAUCCUUCUGCUGUGAAUGCCCCUGUUGUAGGAGCUGAGGAAGAUAUUCAAGACCUUGAUUUCAUCCUGGAUGCCCCAGCCAGCAAGGUUCACCGGAGCAGCCUGGAGAUGCAGGAAGCCUUGGGACACGUGGAAGCUGUGAACAUGAGUCUGAGUAAAUCCAUAAAGGCGGUGAGGAAGGUCCAGCAAACACCCCUGGGAGAAGAGGACAAGGAUAACUUCUGUAGUGAGGGCUCCAUCCCGGCCAACCUGAGCAUCUACUCAGCCCUGGAGGAGCUGAAAGAGGCACAAGUGGAUGGAAAAGCUGCUUCUGCUCCUGGCCAUGUUUCCCAAACCCGUGUAGCAAUGAAGCUUCCACCAAAGAAGAAGGUGGUAAAUCCCCUCGAAACAGACACAAGCAGUGAACUCACGGAGAUCCCUCAGACAAGAGAUGAGUGUGAAGCAGUGAAGAACUUGACAAAGAAACAGCAAAAAGCAUUCUCCGAUGCUUUCAACUUCUUCCCCAAAGACCUGGAUGGCAAUAUUAACCUUCAAAACCUGGAGGUGAUCGCUAAGCAGCUGGGGAUUAGCUUCGAUGGCCAGGAGACACACAAGAAGCUGGUGUGUGCAGAUGCCGAUGGAGACAAAGCAAUGAAUUUCUCUGACUUUCUGACCGUCAUUACUGACAAGAACUGUUUUAUCCAGACAGUGUUCCCUGACAAAAAUGACUCAGGCAACUCUGACCAUGUCGAUGCCAGAGGAAUCCUCCUCCUCAAAGUCUUGCUGAAGCUGAUGGAGUUGGAAGCGCUGCCCCAGAGAACUCUUUUCCAGAUUUCAAGUUACUACCAGCAGAAGCUUAGGGAUUGCGCUAGUGAGCAAGCCUGGAUGGACGCUGAUUUCCUCUUGAGUCACAAAAAGAAUAACAAAAACAGGAAAGUUCUGGUUUUUCCUUUAUCUUCCUUUGUAAGCGCUGCCCGCAUCUCACUGAUGAAGGAAAGAGAGGCAACAGCUUAUUUGGAGCAACUCAAAGGUAAGGCUCACAUGCUGCCAUGCCCAAUGUCCAGCAGGGAAUUUACUGGAUCUGUGAGGGUGAAAACCUACUGAGGUCUGUGCCACGUCUUCUUCUAUUCCUCCCUGGCACACGGCCUUCUGCAAAGCUGGAGAAAUCAUGCUUCUGGUAUCAGCACUAUAUAAGCAAAUGUUUCAUAGAAUCAUAAGGUUGGAAAAGACCUCUAAGAUCACCAAGUCCAACUGUCAAUUCAUCCCCACUAUGCCCAAUAACCAUGCUCCUCAGUGCCACAUCUCCAUGGUUCUUAAACACCUCCAGGUGUUACAUAUCAUUGUUACCUUGGAUUAGAGGCAGACUCCCACCUCACUGCAACCCUCUUUCUGGUAGUUGCAGAGUGAUAAGGCUCUCCCCCGAGCCUCCUCUUCUCCAGGCUGAACAAUCCCAGUU
Messenger RNA from Numida meleagris (helmeted guineafowl), 3397 nucleotides. RefSeq lists its product as uncharacterized. The transcript has 18 exons. NCBI's taxonomy places the organism in Eukaryota, Metazoa, Chordata, Aves, Galliformes, Numididae. The record is from RefSeq and is a predicted model, not a curated record. The coding region runs from base 940 to 3045 and encodes 701 amino acids.